Messenger RNA from Heterocephalus glaber (naked mole-rat), 654 nucleotides. Lineage: Eukaryota; Metazoa; Chordata; Mammalia; Rodentia; Bathyergidae. The record is from RefSeq and is a predicted model, not a curated record.
AUGCGGCUGUCCGCGCAGACACGAACCGUCCCUCCCCGGCUCCCACUGCGCGCCCGGUGCUUCCGCGAGCAGGGCUGGAGGGGGGCAGGGCCCCCGGCGCGGGAGGCGCAGAGCCCUGAGGUCCCGGGGCUCUUUGUCCCUCUCCGCCUCGAACAGCUUCCCUCGCCCCAGUCCCCUCCCCCUGCUGUCCCCGCCUUUGUUCUCUCCCCACCUCCACCGCACUCUUCAUCUUCCCGGCCACUCGCGCCCCGUGCCCUCCCCGCUCCUCCGCCUUCCCCGGGGUCCCUUCGGCGCACGAGGGGAACCCCGGCCGCUGGUCGCAGCCCCGCGCACGCGCACAGCCGCCGGCUUUCCCGAGGCCGCCUCCGCCCCCGCACUGCGGCCCGCGCGCCUGGUUGUCAAGGCGACGGUGGGGGCCGGAGCGGGAACCCCGGGAAGACCCCGCUCGUGCUCCCUCCUCUGCCACCCCUUCGCGAACCCCACUCCGGUUUGAGCCGGUUUCCCCGCCCCGCCUCCACUGCGCACUGUGGCGGGAGAGGAUUCCCUGGCCCCGCAGGUGAAGGGGGAGACCGGUGGGGGUCCGCGCAUGCGCCCCGCUUCUCCCGCUCCGGCGCGCGAGGGGGAAGCCCUGGCGCCGGAGACCCGCAACCUUGA